AUGAAGGAGGAGCGUGUUUUGUUUUCAGAGACACUGGCUCUGCAGGAUAUCGAUUCACAACUGUCUCUGCUGCUGGAACCACAACAGGCAUCCAACGGCAUCAUAGCAAAUGCUAAUGACGAUGAGGAGGAACGGGCAAGGAAGAAAGCUCAGAAUAGAGCUGCUCAAAAAGCGUUCAGAGAACGAAAAAUGGCAAGAAUGAAGGAUCUGCAGGAUAGAUUAUCACAGAGUGAGUUCGAAAAAUUCACUCUGUUACAAGAAAUUGAUCAAUUGAAAUUAUUAAAUAUAGAAAUACAUACGGAGAAUCAAUUUCUCCGAAAGCAAUCAUCGAAUAAGAACAUAUCGCAGGUCCCUCAGGGCUUGUCGCCUCCUACCAGCUUGUCGGACGAGAACGGUGCACAGUUCAAUUCAACAUCGUUCUCAUUCCCAACAAAGGACACUUUUUUCAAGUCCCUCAUGAUCGAUCAGUUUGGGGAAGAGUUUAUUCAGCAGAGGCAUUCCGACGACAAUCAAUACUCCGGUGUGCAGUUAUUGUCUGUCCCGGCAACUUGGGAAUAUUUACAGAAGAUUAUUCAGAAUAAUCACGAUAUUGAAUUCGAUAUGAUUAUGGUAAUGAAUAAUUUGAAGAAAAAUCAUAUUUGUGCAGAAGAAGGUCCCUCAUACCCAAUAUACUUAAUUAAUCAAAUGAUCGUAAAAGCUAUCGAAGCAUCAUCCUCCUCAUCACCAACUAUGUAA
Messenger RNA from Maudiozyma barnettii, 735 nucleotides. Its product is annotated as bZIP transcription factor. The record is from RefSeq and is a predicted model, not a curated record. NCBI's taxonomy places the organism in Eukaryota, Fungi, Ascomycota, Saccharomycetes, Saccharomycetales, Saccharomycetaceae. Bases 1 to 735 code for a protein of 244 amino acids. Gene Ontology annotation, cellular component: RNA polymerase II transcription regulator complex. The transcript has a single exon. Gene Ontology annotation, molecular function: transcription cis-regulatory region binding; DNA-binding transcription activator activity, RNA polymerase II-specific.